Messenger RNA from Oldenlandia corymbosa var. corymbosa, 2357 nucleotides. NCBI's taxonomy places the organism in Eukaryota, Viridiplantae, Streptophyta, Magnoliopsida, Gentianales, Rubiaceae. The record is from the annotation of a GenBank genome assembly.
GGAAAAUGUAGUUCGCCCAAAAAAUAAACAAUGAAGAAAAUGAAACACAUGAGAAAGGAAAGGGAAACAAAGGCGAGGCUGAAAAGUCCUUCGAUUAAGAAAUACGGUCUGAAAUAUUCAAAGAAGUCUCAUGCAGUCGGAUCUAUACUCCUCCUUUCGUCGUCUUUACGAUUGGAUUAAUUGCUAAGCACUAUGUAUUCAAUGAUGUGAAAAAAGGGUCGAUCGGCGUUUGAUGAACAGACAACAUUCAGAGGAUCAUGUUCUGCUGCGACCAUGAUGCAGCCCAAGACCUUAAACCUAGCUCCAGCGCCAUGGCCGCCGGGAUUUAACUUCUUUCCCAACUUCCGGCCACCCCAAAAAACCCUCACUUUCCACCAAUUUCUGGUCCUUCUCCUCACCUUCACCGCUUACUCCGCCUUCCACGCUUCUCGUAAACCUCCGAGUAUUGUGAAAUCCGUACUGGGCCCGGAAAUCCUGGUCUUGAACACCACCAUUCAUGCUUCGGAUGCAGGAUCUAACUCUAAUGUAUCCCAAUCCAGCAAAAACCCAGUUGAUGAUACUGCCGUUGGAUGGGCUCCGUUCAACGGCCAGCGUGGGCCGCAUCGCCUUGGGGAGUUGGACCUUGCAUUCUUGUUGGCGUAUUCAAUUGGGAUGUAUUUUGCUGGGCAUAUUGGUGAUAGCUUUGAUUUGAGGAUUUUCUUGACUAUAGGGAUGGUGGGCAGUGGGUUUCUUGUAAUCUUUUUUGGUUUAGGGUACUUUCUUGAUGUUCAUUCUUUCAGUUUUUAUGUUAUAGUUCAGAUUCUAUGUGGGUUAUUUCAGUCAAUUGGUUGGCCUUGCGUGGUGGCAGUGGUGGGAAAUUGGUUUGAGAAGUCAAAAAGAGGAUUGAUAAUGGGAAUCUGGAAUUCUCAUGCUUCAGUAGGUAAUAUAAUUGGCUCUAUAGUGGCUUCAUCAGUCCUGGGAUUUGGGUGGGGAUGGUGCUUUAUUUUGCCGGGGAUUUACAUUAUAGUUGUUGCCACAUUCGUGUAUUUGUUCCUGGUUGUCAGUCCUGAUAAUCUUGGAUUCGAAUUUCCGGAGAAGGAAGUUGAAAUGAGUAUAGAAUCAGUAGCAUUGGUGGCUUCAGAAAAGAGUGAUCUUGACGCUGGGGAGACAUUGGUAGAAUUGGAACAAGAGGGUAAUUCAGUUGCAAUUGGAUUCCUAGAAGCUUGGAGGUUGCCAGGAGUGGCCCCUUUUGCUUUCUCCCUGUUUUUCUCAAAGCUUGUCGCCUAUACUUUCCUUUACUGGUUGCCUUUUUAUAUAAGGCACACAGCCGUUGCUGGCGUGCAUCUGUCUCACAAGAGUGCUGGUAUCUUGUCGACAAUCUUUGAUAUUGGAGGAGUUCUUGGUGGUGUUUCAGCAGGAUUUGUGUCUGACAGACUUGAAGCUCCUGCUGUUAGUUCACUACUAUUCUUGUUCCUUUCGGUGCCAGCCCUUAUUUGCUACCGGACAUAUGGAAGCGUCUCCAUGCUCAUCAAUAUUUUAUUGAUGUUUAUUUCCGGGGUGCUGGUCAAUGGACCUUACUCGCUUAUUACGACAGCAGUGGCCACUGAUCUUGGUACUCAGAGCAUAAUAAAGGGAAGCUCCCGUGCCUUAGCUACUGUAACUGCGAUUAUCGAUGGCACUGGUUCUGUUGGAGCUGCUAUUGGGCCUCUUCUGGCUGGGUAUAUAUCGACUAAAGGAUGGAACAGUGUCUUCUUUAUGCUCAUUGUUUCGAUACUCAUGGCGAGCUUGCUAUUGGUUCACCUUGUUAGGAAUGAGAUUAAGGGAAAACUGAAUGAAGGGAAAUGGCUCUGGUUAAGUUUCAUAACACAUGGAUCAUGAGCUCAUUAGGUUCUUCUGCAACAUGCACAUUCAUUCAGAAUGUAUCAUGACAUCAGUGCAAUUUUUUUCGUCAUUGAUAGAAUGUGAUCCUCCAGUUACCGUAUACCCGUAUAUUUUUUGUAGUGACUGGAAGAUCAUGCCAUACGUCACACAGCAGUUACAUAAGAGAACUCGUGUAUACAAUUUGUUGUACCAUAAAGUUUUGUAUCACUGUUUCUUUGUUGUAUUCACAUAAACAGGAAAGGUGAAAGUUAGCAGUUGUACUCCAUAUUUUCCGACACUAACAUAGAUUUACAAUUCAACUUUGUUUUCAAGUUCCCAGUUACAGAAAUUUGUAUGCAUGUUUGAGACACAUUACAUUUUUUACUAUGUAAAUUUUCAACAGUAAACGUUUCUGUAAAACAAGCUCAUAACUAGUAAACAUAAGAAUGAGAAAUGACAAGAUUGUUUGCAAGGAUACGUCAACUAGGUUUACUCUGGGGCUUGUUACUCUUCAUUUG